CGUACGAGUCGCUGCUUCUCCAACGCUCUCUCUAUAUAAACCCCCUCGACGAUUCCUUCUUUUUACUGUGUUUGACGUUAAGAGGUAGAAGAAAGAGAGUUUAUUAUUAUUAUGGCUAUGGCGAUGAUUAUCCGAAACGCAGCUUCACGGCGAGCAGUGACUCCGGUCUCUGGCGAUUUCGGUGGUUUGAGAUCUAUGUCUUCAUGGUGGAAGAGCGUUGAGCCUGCUCCUAAAGAUCCGAUCCUCGGAGUUACCGAAGCUUUUCUCGCUGAUCCGAGUCCUGAGAAAGUUAAUGUUGGUGUGGGAGCAUAUCGUGAUGAUAAUGGCAAGCCUGUUGUCUUGGAAUGUGUCAGAGAAGCUGAGCGAAGGCUUGCUGGGAGUACUUUCAUGGAGUACCUUCCUAUGGGAGGAAGUGUCAAAAUGGUGGACCAAACAUUGAAGCUUGCAUAUGGGGACGAUAGUGAAUUUAUUAAAGAUAAAAGAAUAGCUGCAAUUCAGACUCUGUCUGGCACUGGAGCCUGCCGACUGUUUGCAGACUUCCAGAAACGUUUUUGCCCUGGUUCUCAGAUCUACAUUCCUGUACCAACCUGGUCUAACCACCACAAUAUCUGGAGAGAUGCACAAGUUCCUCAAAAGACAUAUCAUUACUAUCAUCCAGAAACCAAGGGCUUGGAUUUCUCAGCAUUGAUGGAUGAUGUGAAGAAUGCUCCAGAAGGCUCAUUCUUCCUUCUUCAUGCGUGUGCUCAUAAUCCUACUGGAGUAGACCCUACAGAGGAACAAUGGAGAGAGAUUUCACAGCUAUUCAAGGCUAAAAGUCAUUUUGCAUUCUUCGAUAUGGCUUACCAAGGUUUUGCUAGUGGAGAUCCAGCAAGAGAUGCCAAAUCCAUCAGGAUCUUUCUUGAUGAUGGACAUCAUAUUGGAAUUUCUCAGUCUUACGCAAAAAACAUGGGACUCUACGGCCAGAGGGUGGGUUGUCUCAGCGUACUUUGUGAAGAUGCAACACAAGCCGUGGCUGUGAAAAGUCAAUUGCAGCAGUUAGCUAGACCAAUGUACAGCAACCCACCUUUACAUGGUGCUCAACUGGUCUCAACCAUUCUUGAAGACCCGGAGUUAAAGAGUCUGUGGCUAAAGGAAGUUAAGGUAAUGGCUGAUAGGAUCAUCACCAUGAGAACUACUUUGCGAGAAAGCCUUGAAAAGUUAGGGUCACCUUUAUCAUGGGAGCACGUUACCAAGCAGAUUGGCAUGUUCUGCUACAGUGGGCUAACACCAGAACAGGUUGACCGCUUAACUAGCGAAUAUCACAUCUACAUGACCCGUAAUGGCCGUAUCAGUAUGGCUGGUGUUACGACAGGAAAUGUAGGAUACCUUGCGAAUGCUAUACAUGAAGUCACCAAGUCUUCUUAAAUCAUUUACUUGCACGUUUCAGCCAAAACAUAAAAAAUUUUGUUUGAGGAAUCAAUAAAAACAGAAAGCAAGAUUUGUACUUCAAUUGUUUUGAUGGGAACUGAAAAGUUACCCAUAACCACCAUAUACUGUAAUUUAUCAGCGCAUUUUUUCCCGUUAGCUGGGCAAUAAAAACACAAGGCCUGAACCAUGGAUUCUUGGAUAUACAAAAGUUCGUAUUGUUCUCCUCUCA
This is a messenger RNA of Capsella rubella, 1636 nucleotides long. RefSeq names its product aspartate aminotransferase, mitochondrial. The transcript is spliced from 10 exons. Gene Ontology annotation, molecular function: L-aspartate:2-oxoglutarate transaminase activity; pyridoxal phosphate binding. The record is from RefSeq and is a predicted model, not a curated record. Gene Ontology annotation, cellular component: mitochondrion. Gene Ontology annotation, biological process: amino acid metabolic process; biosynthetic process. Bases 112 to 1404 code for a protein of 430 amino acids. NCBI's taxonomy places the organism in Eukaryota, Viridiplantae, Streptophyta, Magnoliopsida, Brassicales, Brassicaceae.